Messenger RNA from Prorocentrum cordatum, 600 nucleotides. NCBI's taxonomy places the organism in Eukaryota, Dinophyceae, Prorocentrales, Prorocentraceae. The record is from the annotation of a GenBank genome assembly.
AUGCCCGCCCUGUAUCCAGGGGCGCCCACUCGCAGUUUGUCUUGUUAUGUUUCUUCUUCGUCGUUUACUUCGUCGUAUUGUUGUUAUGUGUAUUCUUAUUCUUUCGUACUCUUCCGGUGUUGCGACUCACGCGCAGCUCGCAGCUCACAUAAUAUUCUCCAAGAGUUUCCCGCAAAGUGCAUCAGGGCUGUCAGGAGCGUGAUGGACACUUCUGGUUUCAAGAGGCCCCCGCCUUUAUGGCUGGCGGACUUCCUCAGAGGAAGUUUCCCGCAAGAGGGCCUGGUGAGUUUGACCGUUCAGGUCCGCUUUCUUUUUGUUCCUGCCCGCAGUUCGCUUUUUUCUUCUUCACUUCUUGACAGAAGCGGAGACGAGGAGGCCUCCUCCUCCGCCUCCUCCUGCUACUCCUCCUGGUUCUCCUGUGAGCCGUGUCCCACUGACGCGGCGACGGCUGCAUGCAAAGCGCGCGCUUCCGCGCGGUGGGGGGCCGUGUGGCACGUGGGCCCGCCAGCUUGGAAGCUCCGUGCUCCUCCUCCUCCUCCUCCUCCUCCUCCUCCUCCUCCUCCUCCUCCUCCUCCUCCUGCGCUCGUGUUCUCCUCCUGA